Messenger RNA from Leptopilina boulardi, 1884 nucleotides. RefSeq lists its product as uncharacterized. The transcript has 4 exons. Bases 290 to 781 code for a protein of 163 amino acids. NCBI's taxonomy places the organism in Eukaryota, Metazoa, Arthropoda, Insecta, Hymenoptera, Figitidae. The record is from RefSeq and is a predicted model, not a curated record.
UUGCAUGUGCUCAAUUCGCAAUAUAGCUCUCAAGAAAAUUUCUUGAUUUCUCGCUUCUAAUAUUAUAAACUUUGGAAAACAAAGAACAUUUUAGUGCCGGAAUUAGUGAAGUGUGAUACGAAACGUUUAUUUUACGAUCGUGAGUUUUCAAACAUUUAUUGAAAGUGAGUGAGUACGUUGGUGCCUGUGGCAGAUCUUAUUCUGCGUGGGUCGCAGCUUGUUGCCGGGAACAGGAUUUACCACUGCUCUAACCUCAUUUUCUGGUCCGGAAAACUCGCACACUAUCAAAAUGGCUAGUACUGUAUUUACUGUAAAACCAUUCCAGUUUAUACAAUUUAUCCAAGUCGGCAGACAACCAAAAAAACGGUCUGUUAAAAUUACCCUUCUUAAAUGGAUGAAAUUCGAUAAGAUUAAAAAGAAAAUUGUAUCAAAAUUUAUGCCUGAACCAUAUACAGAAGAGACUAACGAAAUAUUGUAUAAGAUGAUAAAGCAACAUCAGGAUGCAUCACCAAAUUGGCCUGAAUACUGCAUAAAAAUCCUUGGACACACAGAUACCUACGAACAGUCAGUGGAGCGCCUUAAUAUUAUACGGAUGGAAGAAUUUGAUUUCACAACGGACUCCAAAAUUGACAAUACAGAAAAAAGGGAGCGAAUAGAGAAAAUGAUUAAAGAUCAUAAUCCGUACGACAAUAACCUGGAUGACAUUUUGGAAGCACCUUCUUUAAAACAAAUGGUUGUGAAAAACACAGAAAAAAGUGUCAGAUCCUCUUGCUGUUGCUGAUAAGGAAGAAGACACUUAUUUAGAUUUAAUUUGUGAGACUCCCAUUCGAAAUCAGAUGCUGCUAAAAAAUAGGAAAAGAAAAGUCUUAGAUGAAGAAGAAGAAGAAGAUACGUCAUUUUCUAAAAAAAGAAAACAUGAACUUCCCUCAUCAUUCAGAAGAAAAGAAAACUGCGGCAUUGUCAUAUUAUAAAAUUGGUCUUUCAAAAUUAAAUAUAAAACCACACAAAUCUACAUUGUCUUAAAACAAUCAUAUCCUUAUGCAGCCAUUGGUGUACUACUCGAGAGAAUUAAUUUUCUCGUAGGAGAGGUAGUUGAACUCAAAAGUGAGAUGAAGUAUUUGAGGGCUGCAAUGGAAGUUGAGAAAAGCUCAAAAUUUGUUGAGCAAAAAACUUUUGAGGAAGAUUUUGAUAUUAAGUUACCUAUGCAAAACUUGGACGACUUAUACGCCAUCGAUUCGAAAAUCUUAAGUGAAGAAUGCUGUCAACGCUUUUUAAUUAUAUAAAUUAGUUAAAUUUAAUAAUAAAUAUUUGGAAUAUUUAAUUACUAAAUAGAGUUUAUUGUUUUACAGAAGGGAUCUUUGGACUUCCAUUUAAAUUUUAAUGCAGAACAUCGAAAAUCAAUUGGAAUAUUGGAAUAUUCUCAGCAAAAAUUUAAUACCUUCCCUUACUGUGACCAAAAAGGUUCCAGGAAAGGAAUUGUUUAAAGAUUUCAAAUUUUGCACAUGUUUACUGGGUAAAAACGUUUAAUUUAAAAGAAGACUGAAGUCCGCAACGUAUUUACAAACGAAAACUUAAAAUAAUCAUAUAUUUAGCAGUCAAUUUACCACUAAUUUUGAUUUGUACUAAUGUCCAAGAAAUUAAUACUUCUUUAAAAGACAGUAACCACCAUAUAACUUUAAUUUUGAGCCAAAAUACUUCAUACAGUUGUGACACGUCGCUGUAUUUUUAAGUUUAUUGUAAUAAGGGACAGGAACUUCUUCCUCUAGAAAGCGGUCUAGACCGCAUUCCUUACGUAACACAAUAGAAUAGCAACCUGACUUUUCGCCAAAAGUGGCCGGCAAAGUCAGACUAAUGUAGACAGGCAUACGUGCAUCACGCUUUCUU